Molecule: messenger RNA, 2799 nt
Organism: Pediculus humanus corporis (human body louse)
Lineage: Eukaryota; Metazoa; Arthropoda; Insecta; Psocodea; Pediculidae
Exons: 9
Coding region: 1-2799 (932 amino acids)
Biological process (GO): transcription by RNA polymerase III
Cellular component (GO): transcription factor TFIIIC complex
Molecular function (GO): protein binding
Source: RefSeq, a predicted model, not a curated record
AUGGAAAGUUUUGAAAAAAACAAUGAUACACCUGUUUCACAACCGAAAAAGAGAGGAAGAAAACCUAAAAGUGAAAUGAAAAAUGAUUCUAAUGAAGGAUUGAUGACACAGUUAUUGGAUAAAAAAAAAUAUGAAGUGAAAUGUGGUAAAUGUGAUUUUACCGGUUCUCGUAAACAAUUUGAAAAUCAUAAUUUCAGACAACAUGUAGGAUUAGGUUGGGUCGAAGGAGAACCACCUGUUGAUUUAAAUGAUGAAAAGGUAGUAACAGAUUUGGUUAAAAUGGCUUUUAAAGCUGUAAAAAAAGGUACUUGCGAACUGUGUCAAGAUGUUAAAAGAAGCGUUUUAGGAUAUGUGUCUCACAUUAGAAGUUGUGGAAAGUCGGAAGAAGAAAAAGAAGCUCUUAAAAUUCAAUGUCAGUAUUGUUCUGCUAAAUGUCUUCCAUACAGCAUGCCAAUGCAUAUAAAACUUUCACAUCCUGUCGAACCACCCAAUGAAAUCAAUAAUUUAGAAGAAAAUAAUGAAACGAAAAAGGAUUCUGUUGUACCAUCUGGAAAAAGACGAUCUGCAGUAAAGGCUGCAUCAAAAUUUCAUGAAGUUUUGCAAGCUAUGAAUGAAGUUGAAGCAGACGCUCUUAAAAUGCAGUAUGUUUUAUAUGAGAAAGGGAAUGAAAAGUUACCAAAAAUAAGUCCAAAGAUGUAUAAUUCGUGGUACAAAUUAAAACGUGAAAAUAAAAAAAUUCCUUGUCAACACGAUGGUUGUUCGACGACAACCGAUGACGUGAAAAAAGCCAAACAACAUUUUUUCACUUGUUUUCAUUUACCUGAAAAAGUAUACAUAUGCGAGACAUGUAACUAUUAUUCGGUGAAUGAAUCCGAUACUGUGGAUCACGUUAAAAAUCAUCAAACCAAAGUUAUGAAGAAGAAAAAGAAAAAAAAAGAUGGAGAAGGAGAGUACGAAAAAGGUGAAUGUGAUAGCGAAGAAUACCAAAGCGAUGAAAAUGGCGAUGAGGAAGAAGAAGAGGAGGAAGAGGAAGAUGAUGAUGAUGAUGAUGAUGUAAAUGAGGAGGAAGAGGAUUUAAAUGACGAAGAAAAAGAAUCGUUAAAUAAUAGCGAACUCGAUAGUGGAGAAGACGAUGGAUCGGGUGAAAAACAAAAAUCGAAAAAAAUGAAAAAAUCGAAAAAAUCGAAAAAAGAUCGAUCGAAAAUGUGUGACGAACAAAAAAUAAGUAAAGUAUUGAAAUUGUUCAGUGACAGUUUGACCGUUACUUUAGAAUCGGAAAAAACGGAAAUGAAAGUCGAUCCCUGGCCGGAAUUUCACACUAAAAUCUCCGAUUGGAAAUUCAUUGGAGAUAAAAAUAAUUCACAUUUACUUCCGGAAAUGAAAAAAUCAAUUUCUGUUAAAUUAAAAGGAGCAGACGACAACGAUGACGUCAAAGAAUGGAGACGGUUUAAAAUAUUCGAUAGCGAAUCGGUCGAUGGUACAACGACGUUCUUCACCGGCGGAAGUGUCAGGUGCAUGUCAUGGUGUAAGGUAUCCUUCAACAGGAUGAUCAAUAAACAAGUCAAACAAUAUUUAGCACUGUCUACGACGAAGGAAAUUAAUCAUCUUAGAAACGUUCACGAUCGAACCGGAAGUUCGGAACAUUCGCUCAUACAAAUAUGGGAUUGCGGGUCCGACGUCACCGCGCCGAAAUUAUCAUUAGGCAUUGCUCACGAUAGCGAAAUAUGGGACAUGUCGUGGUUUCCCGAUGAUUGUUCGAUGGAAGGUUCGAAUGAUAAAAUAUCAAGGUUGGGAAUAUUGGCGACAGCUUCCGACGAUUCGAUCGUUAGGAUUUGGUCGAUAUGCGAUCCCGAUCGACUUUCUCGAACGAACGGCAUGAUUCCCAUUUACGAAGUUUUCCCCGUUGCAAAAUUAACCACAGACGAAUAUUUAGCGGAUAGUUGUUUGAAUUUGUCCGUUGGAAAAAACGGUUCGAUCGCCGGCGGUUACGCGAAUGGAAUUUUAGCUCUAUGGAAUUUGAAUAAUUUUUCGUCGCCGUUUAACGACGCCGAAGAAAAAUCCACGAUCAUGAGACCUCAUUUAACAAUUCAAGCACAUAAAACGACGGAAAAACAGGAAAAUUCACUCGAUUGGAUUUUUUUUCCAGCCGUGACGUUUUGCCCGGUUAAUAAUCGUUUUAUCAUAUCGGCUGCUUUGGAUCGUAUCGUUAAAUUAUGGGAUUUGGAAGAGCCCGGAUAUCCCGUGGAACAAUUCAGCAAAGAAUUAUGUUUGGGUGCAGUUUGGCCCAAAAAUCUACCCCUGGUCAUUUAUAAUUUCGACGAUAUCGUGUCGACGACCGGAAAAGGUUUCGUGAGAUUCGUCAAAGAUAUUUUUCACGAUCGUCAACAGUUUGGUUUGGUCAUGGAAAAUAGUUGUUUGAAUUUGUCAUUCAGCGAUUGGUUGAACGCAUUGUGCGGAUGUAGCGACGACGGUGACAUCAAAUUGAGAUAUUUUAAAAAUUUUCUAAGCGAUAAAAGGAAAAAGGAAAAACAAAACUCGAUAUCGUCUGUGUCGAUGAAAAAAUUAAACGGUGAUGAUGAUGAUGAUUCAAAAGAAGGGGAUAAGGUGGUGGUGGUGGCGGAUAAGGAAAAUGACAAAAAGGUGCCUAAGCUGCUAUCAUACGAGGAAAUCAAUUCGGAAUACGGUUUAAUAUUUAAUGAGGGAUCAAUGGGAGAUGGGGAGGGAAAAACAAAAAAAAAUAGGAAAAAAAUUAAUCCGGAAAUUUGUCCGGUGAAAGCCAUUAAUAGGGUUAGUUGUUAA